Cercopithifilaria johnstoni is the source of this 1095-nucleotide messenger RNA. Lineage: Eukaryota; Metazoa; Nematoda; Chromadorea; Rhabditida; Onchocercidae. The record is from the annotation of a GenBank genome assembly.
AUGGUACUCGAUGGUUGCGCAUUGACAUUAUCUAACUCAUCAUCAUCAACAUCAUCAUUAUCACUAUCAUUAUCAUUAUCAUUAUCAUUAUCAUCAUCAGUAAUGUCUAUAGCAGCAGAAAAUCUCGACCAUUUUUUAAAUACGCAAAGCGAGAUAGUAGAUUUAGACGAGGAGUCAUCAACAGCUUCACUUAAAGCACAAGCAUUCAAUUCACCGGGUGGAGCUGAUUGCGAUGAUAUGACGAUACCGCCUACACAUACUGGUGGAGUGCUUUGUAAUGGUUGUGGAUUUGAGAUUAAGGAGAAGUAUUUGGUAAAGGUUGAUAACAAUUGCUGGCAUGAAAGUUGUUUGAUCUGUUGUACCUGUCGAAUUCCGCUUAGCGGGUCAACAUGUUAUUUACGUAGCGGGCAAUUCUACUGUAAAGAGGAUUACAUAGUACUUUUCGGUGUGAAAUGUAUGCGUUGCGGUCUACCAGUUCAGUCUACAGAUUAUGUCUAUCGAGUAUUUGCAAGUAUUUAUCAUCGUAAUUGUUUUAAAUGUUUUUAUUGUGGACAUUUGUUCAAAAAAGGUGACCAUUACAUGCUGGUAGAUAGACAAAUCAUUUGCAGACCAGAUUGUGAACCUUUGUUAUGUCAAGCACCAAUCUGUCAAUUUCACUCAUAUUUCGAUCAGAAUGAUUCGAAUUGCAAGACUCAAAAAAGGCCACGAACUAUUCUAAAUACGCAACAGCGAAAAGCUUUCAAAUUAGCCUUCGAGAAAACAUCAAAACCAUGUCGAAAGAUGCGUGAGCAAUUAGCAAAGGAAACAAAUUUAAGUGUGCGAGUUGUUCAAGUUUGGUUUCAGAAUCAACGUGCCAAGAUGAAGAAAAUUCAACGGAAACAGGAAGUAUCAGAAGCAAAUGACACAGCUAGUUCAGAGAUGGACAUUAAAUCCAAUGAUGAAUUAAAAUCCAACUGCGAUUCUGCUGAUGAAUUGGAAUCUGAAAACGAUGAUGCUGAAGUUGAAGAUACAGGUAGUAAUAAAGAAAAAGGAAAAGAAUCGAGUAAUCCGAUCGCACAACUAUUCCAGAUGCAUGCUGCUUACUUCUUAGCAUAA